CCACAGCACUCUUUAACGCGCUUUCUCGGUUUCAGUGCUUUUGUCCUCUGCGGUUCGGAUCUGCUCGGGUUCGGGUUAGGGUUACUGUCGUUAUUGUUCUUGCUUGCUUGCGGCGUGUCAUUUGUGCAGUUUUUGCGAUGCAGCGUUCCUCCUCCGCAUCGUCAUCGUCGUCCUCGUCCUCGUAUUCGUCCUCACUAUCGAUAACAUCAUUCGUUCAAUAUGCUUUCCUCGCCGCACUAGCAUAUAUACUUGCGGGCGCGCCUUUGUCGACAUUGCUUGUCUCACGUACAAAUGCCGAUUCAGCGUUGUCAGGCAGUAGCCUUGGUGCGAAAAAAGGUGUUGAUACAAUAUCCAAGUUGGAGAAUCUGGUUAUUCCAGAGAAGAACUUGAGUUGCGCGGCGCAUGCAUACAAAGGAGUUUAUGUCUUGAGCAGGGAGCCAUUGGUGGUGUACAUUGAGGGGUUCAUUGGCGAAGAGGAAGCAAAAGAAGUUGUGGCAUUGAGUAACCCGCAUUUCACACCCUCAACCGUAUGGACCUCCGGCACUGAGUCCCUCAAUCCGUCAAUCCGCAACUCGGAAAAGGCUCCCCUACCCCGCAGCCAAACAGUGAAGUGUAUUGAAGAGCGCGCUCGCGUUUUUCAAGGCUGGCGACCCUACACUUUCAUUGAGAAACUAUGGAGCCAGAGAUAUGGCGUUGGAGGCCAUUACACAUACCACUACGACUGGAGUACCGCGACUAAGAAGAGUGGACGCGUCAGUUCUUUUAUGGUGUAUUUGGAAGCGAAUUGCACGGGUGGUGGAACACACUUCCCGCGUUUAGAGAGGCCUAAAGAUGGAAGUUGGUGCCAAUUUAUUGAGUGUGGUGACGGCGCUUCUUCGACAGAUGCAGAUCUCUCGGCGAAUACUGUGGAGGACGGACGGCCCAAGGAAGACCUAAGCAAGGGGGUCAUCUUCAAGCCGAUUGCUGGGAAUGCGGUGUUCUGGGAGAAUAUGCGGGGAGAUGGGAGUGGGUAUGCGGAGAGCUGGCAUGCGGGGUUACCCGUUACGAAGGGCGUUAAGAUCGGACUCAAUAUAUGGAGUUGGUUAGCUGAGGGGUACGUGCCGGUGGAAGAAGAGUCUUAAGGAGAUGGGAAAAGGAUGGGGGAAUCAUAGAAGAAAAAGGCAGAACUAGAGGAAAACCUACGCAGGGAUUAAAUGUGGCUCCAGAGAAAAGAAGGGGCAAGUAGUAUUGGAACAUGGCGGAAGAACUACAUGAACGUCCAUUCGAGUACACAAUGACGCCACAC
Messenger RNA from Alternaria alternata, 1285 nucleotides. RefSeq lists its product as hypothetical. Gene Ontology annotation, molecular function: procollagen-proline 4-dioxygenase activity; iron ion binding; L-ascorbic acid binding. The record is from RefSeq and is a predicted model, not a curated record. Gene Ontology annotation, biological process: peptidyl-proline hydroxylation to 4-hydroxy-L-proline. Gene Ontology annotation, cellular component: endoplasmic reticulum. The transcript is spliced from 2 exons. NCBI's taxonomy places the organism in Eukaryota, Fungi, Ascomycota, Dothideomycetes, Pleosporales, Pleosporaceae. Bases 138 to 1121 code for a protein of 327 amino acids.